UUUUUGCUAAAUGUUAACUAUAGUACAAUUUAAUAAAAUUCAAUAGCUUUAUUAUAUUUUUGUAGAAUUAUGACUUCUUGUCAAAUUGUAUUCGAUAAAAACGAUCAUGGAACUUUUUUCACUGGUCAAAUAGUAAGCGGUAAAGUUAUCAUUGAAUUAAAUAGAAAGAAAAAAUUACGAGCCAUUGAACUGAAAAUCUGUGGAUUUUCUGCAGCAAAAUGGAGAGAUCGACGAUCAGGUGCGAAAAAAGAGCAUCACCACAAGAAGCGUAGGUUUACUGGACGAGAAGACUAUAUAGCUUCCAACACAUUUCUUAUUGGUUCUUAUAAUGGGCAGGAUGUCAUAGUCGAUGAAGGAUCACAUAUUUUUACAUUUCAAUGUCUUAUUCCUGAAAAUUGUCCAUCAUCAUUUGAAGGAAAAUACGGUCAUAUUCGUUACAUUGCCAAAGUUAUUAUGAAUAAUUCAUUCUCGAAAAACAACACGUACACUGUUGGAUUUACAGUUCUGAAACUUGUUGAUUUAAAUUGGGACUCAAAUUUGUUAAAGAUGCCAGCAAAUAUUGAAACUAUUGAAGGUUUUUGCCUGAGUACAACCAAGCCGGUUAUGUUAAGUGUUGAUAUCUCUCAAACCGGGUAUGUUCCAGGUCAAAUGAUCUUGGUUAAUGGAGAAGUGAACAAUCAAUCAAAUUGUGAUGCCAAAAAGAUUAAUGUAUUUUUUAACUUAAUUGCAACUUAUACAUCAGACUGUCCUCGCACAAAUACAAAAGUUGAGAAAAUUUGCUUAGUUAAAAAAGAAUCAAGUCCUGUAGCUCGGAAAUCACGUCGAAAUUUUACUGAAAUCAUUCGAGUUCCAGCUACAGCACCUUCGUGUGAGCAUCUUAGUAGAGUUGUUCGUAUUUCAUAUGAAAUCACAGUGGUUGCAGUUAUGAAUGGCUUGAUAAGAAAUGCUAAGGCGGUUAUUCCAAUUACAAUAGGCAAUGUUCCACUUCAUACUGGAUCAAUACCUGCUCCUCGAUCUGCUGAUGUACCAUCAACUUCAGCAAGUGCUAUGGCUCUGAGUGGUGGAUGUCAGGAAAAUACUGUUUCAGAACCUUUUGAACCUGAUUUGCCGCCUCCAUCAUACGAGGAAGCAAUGUUUAUGACAGCCGAUAUUGGAGAUGAUGAGGUGCAAUCAUCAAACACAAGUCAUGAAGUUGUUCGAUUUACUCCCCGGUUUCCUGUUUUCGAUGUCGAUGGGGUUUUAAUACCAGAUUCAAUUGCUACUCCGCAAGAACGUCUGCCUCCAAUCACAGAAAAAAGUCAAGAAGAUGAUGUUAAAUAUUUGAUUUGAUUUGUAUCAUUAAAUACAACCAGGGCCUGUUUCUCACCAGAUUAAUGCUUCAUCAACGAUUUCAAAUAUCAAUUGGCACGUCCCUUUGGGCUUUAGACUUCUUUGAAAUUCUUAAAUGUAUCGUCCAUAAAUACUUACUACUUUUUAAAGCAAAAUAUGCCGAAUCUAUUGAAUGCUGAAAUCAAUGUUGCUGUUUUUGAAGUUUGAUGAGAAUGAGGCCUAGGUGGAUCAAACUUAUUGUGAGGAGAAUAUAUUACAAGAAUUACAAAGAAAUUAAGGAAGAAUUAAUUAAAAUUGCCUAUGAUCUUAUU
Messenger RNA from Episyrphus balteatus (marmalade hoverfly), 1640 nucleotides. RefSeq names its product arrestin domain-containing protein 2-like. Gene Ontology annotation, biological process: protein transport. Lineage: Eukaryota; Metazoa; Arthropoda; Insecta; Diptera; Syrphidae. The record is from RefSeq and is a predicted model, not a curated record. Bases 70 to 1329 code for a protein of 419 amino acids. Gene Ontology annotation, cellular component: cytoplasm. The transcript is spliced from 5 exons.